UAACUGUAACUGAGCCUGUGGCUAUACUGAAAGCAGAUGAGGUAUGGGGUGCUUUAAGAGGUUUGGAAACCUUCAGCCAGUUGGUUCAUGAAGAUGACUAUGGAAGUUUUCUUGUCAAUGAAUCUGAAAUCGACGACUUCCCAAGAUUUGCUCAUAGAGGAAUCUUAUUAGACACUUCAAGGCAUUACUUACCAUUGAAAUCUAUUCUUACAAACUUGGAUGCCAUGGCUUUUAACAAGUUCAAUGUUCUCCACUGGCAUAUUGUAGAUGAUCAGUCAUUCCCUUACCAGAGUAUUUAUUUCCCUGAAUUAAGUGACAAGGGAGCGUACUCCUAUAACCACGUCUAUACUCCUGCUGACGUCCGUCUGGUGAUUGAGUAUGCCCGCUUAAGAGGCAUUAGAGUUAUCCCCGAGUUCGAUACCCCAGGACACACGCAGUCUUGGGGAAAAGGUCAAAAAGAUCUUCUCACCCCUUGUUACAGUGGAGAACAUCCAACUGGGUCCUUUGGACCUGUAAAUCCCAUUUUGAAUACAACUUAUGACUUCAUGAGUAAAUUCUACAAAGAGAUCAGCAGUGUAUUUCCAGAUGCAUACAUUCAUUUGGGAGGAGAUGAAGUGAACUUCGAUUGUUGGAAGUCUAACCCUGAAGUGAAAGAGUUCAUGAAGAAGCAAGGAUUUGGAAUUGACUAUGCUAGACUGGAAUCUUACUAUAUUGAGAAGAUUUUGGACAUUGUUUCCUCCUAUAACAAAGGAUAUGUGGUCUGGCAAGAAGUGUUUGAUAACAAAGCACAGCUGAAACCAGACACUGUAGUUCAAGUGUGGAUGGGAAACAACUAUGCUCAUGAACUGAGCAGUGUCACUGCGGCUGGGUUCACUGCAAUCCUGGCAGCUCCCUGGUAUUUAGACUACAUUAGUUAUGGGCAAGACUGGAAGAAAUACUACAGCGUCGAACCGCUUAACUUCCCUGGAUCUGAAAAACAGAAAAAGCUUUUAAUAGGUGGAGAAGCCUGCCUGUGGGGGGAAUUUGUGGAUGCAACUAACCUCACACCAAGAUUAUGGCCUCGAGCAAGUGCUGUAGGGGAAAGACUCUGGAGCAGCAGUAAUGUGACCAACUUACAGGAUGCCUAUGAAAGACUGACUAAUCAUCGAUGCCGCAUGCUCCGCCGUGGCAUAGCAGCUGAACCUGUGUUUGUUGGAUACUGCGCCCAUGAAGCAAGAGGGUAGUAACUGCUGCAGAAAUUUCUAGUCAACAACCUGAAGUGCCUCUGGGGUAUGAAUGUAUGUACAUGCAGUUUGAAAUUUGAACUAAGACUUAAACUUUCACUUUUAAAAUAGUUACUUGACA
Molecule: messenger RNA, 1344 nt
Organism: Charadrius vociferus (killdeer)
Lineage: Eukaryota; Metazoa; Chordata; Aves; Charadriiformes; Charadriidae
Gene: HEXB
Product: hexosaminidase B (beta polypeptide)
Exons: 12
Coding region: 225-1223 (332 amino acids)
Biological process (GO): glycosaminoglycan metabolic process; carbohydrate metabolic process; ganglioside catabolic process
Cellular component (GO): membrane
Molecular function (GO): beta-N-acetylhexosaminidase activity
Source: RefSeq, a predicted model, not a curated record